AGAGAGCAGACAAUAUUAUUAAAAUGUCACAAACAAAGAAGAGACCUUCAACUGGACCACAAGCAAAUAAAAACUGGAAACACCACAGGGGGCCAAUUUCUCAUGAAUAUGAGCCCGAGCCUAGGAAACGGGCCCAGGCGAAGAAAGAUAGGCUCACUGGACUGAUCAAACGAGCAGACCAGUUGUGCACUAAGACCAGAGGCUCGAUAUUUCUGAGGUACGUUGAUGAGGCGGGGAAUGCCUUUGUGUAUUCUCAAGACGAAGACACAUUUGUGAAAUACCAGGAGGAGGGGAUACAUCCAGAAGUAGGGGGGGAUGAACGGAGAUACAACAACAAGGGGGCAGCUACCCACAUACUUAGUGAGAAGACGAAGAAAGCUAUCGUUCAAGAGCAGGAAAAGAAAGAGGAUCAGGAAUCAAUCAUGUCGCCAGAGGUGCCUCGCCAGUCCGCCGCCGUGUUGAUGGAAGCAGAGACAUAUGCCAGCUUAAAAGAAGCAGGCCUGGCAGUUGAGACACUACCACCAGC
Owenia fusiformis is the source of this 526-nucleotide messenger RNA. The record is from the annotation of a GenBank genome assembly. Lineage: Eukaryota; Metazoa; Annelida; Polychaeta; Sabellida; Oweniidae.